AUGGCCUAUGUCUUUAAGAGAGGUACGCGUAAGGAACGCGUCCAGUUUGACAAGAUCACAACGCGUAUCGAUAAGCUAUGCUAUGGUCUCGACAUGAAUUACGUCAACCCUAUCGAGGUUACCCAGAAGGUCGUGCAAGGUGUCUAUCAGGGUGUUACCACAGUAGAGCUUGACAAUCUUGCCUCUGAGACCGCCGCCUACCUCACUACCAAGCAUCCUGACUAUGCUGUCCUCGCUGCCCGCAUCGCCAUUUCCAACUUGCACAAGGAAACUAAGAAAAGUUUCUCCCACGUUAUCGAGGAUCUCUAUACAUAUGUCAACCCCAAGAACAACCGCCCGGCGGCAAUGAUCUCCAAAGAGACGUACGAUGUUGUCAAAGCUAAUGCUGAAAUUCUUGACUCUGCCAUCAUCUAUAACCGUGACUUCCAUUACAACUAUUUUGGUUUCAAGACUUUGGAACGAUCAUACCUUCUUCGCCUCAAUGGACGUGUUGCCGAGCGCCCCCAGCAUAUGAUAAUGCGUGUCGCUGUCGGUAUUCACGGCAAUGACAUUGAUCGUGUUCUCGAGACAUACAAUCUCAUGUCUGAGCGAUAUUUCACACAUGCAUCGCCGACGUUAUUCAACGCUGGGACACCCCACCCUCAGCUCUCAUCUUGCUUCCUGGUUUGCAUGAAGGAUGACUCCAUAGAGGGCAUAUAUGACACCCUGAAGAGCUGCGCCAUGAUUAGUAAAACUGCUGGGGGGAUUGGUCUCAGCAUUCAUAACAUUCGUGCCACCGGGUCAUACAUUGCCGGAACUAAUGGAUACUCUAAUGGUAUCAUUCCGAUGUUGCGGGCCUAUGAUGCUACUGCCCGCUAUGUCGACCAAGGCGGUAACAAGCGCCCCGGUGCAUUCGCUAUCUAUCUUGAGCCUUGGCAUCCCGAUGUCUUUGAGUUCCUGGAUCUUCGAAAGAACCACGGAAAAGAGGAGAGUCGUGCUCGUGAUCUUUUCUAUGCACUCUGGAUUCCUGACCUUUUCAUGAAGCGUGUUGAAGCCAACGCCGAAUGGUCAUUUUUCUGCCCUAAUGAGGCUCCUGGUCUCCAUGAAGUCUAUGGCGAGGAGUUUGAAAAGCUCUACGAGAAGUAUGAAAAAGAAGGUCGCGCUCGUAAAUCAGUCCCGGCCCAGAAGUUGUGGUACGCGAUUCUCGAGGCUCAGAUUGAGACAGGAAAUCCUUUCAUGGUCUAUAAGGAUGCCGCCAAUGCCAAGUCAAAUCAGAAGAACCUCGGUGUCAUCAAGUCAUCCAACCUGUGCACUGAGAUCAUCGAAUACUCUUCUCCGGAUGAAACUGCGGUCUGCAACCUAGCGUCGCUCGCCCUCCCUACUUUUAUUUCUAAUGGUGCUUACGACUUCAAGAAGCUUCAUGCAGUCGCCAAGGUUGUCGCAUUCAACUUGAAUAGGAUCAUCGAUGUCAACUACUAUCCCGUUCCCGAAGCUCGCCGAUCGAACCUCCGCCACCGUCCCAUUGGUAUCGGUGUGCAGGGUCUAGCUGACACCUUCAUGGCUCUUCACAUGCCCUUCGACUCUCCUGAGGCCAAGAAGCUUAACAUACAGAUCUUCGAAACAAUUUAUCACGGUGCUCUGGAGGCUAGCGCUGAGAUGGCAGAGAAGGACGGCCCUUACGAAACGUGGAUGGGCAGCCCCGCUCAGCAAGGACAGCUUCAGUACGAUCUUUGGGGUGUCACGCCCACGGAUCUUUGGGACUGGGACUCGCUGAAGGUGAAGAUUGCCAAGACUGGCCUCCGAAACUCCUUGUUGACCGCUCCCAUGCCGACUGCAUCGACCAGUCAGAUUCUCGGCUUCAAUGAAUGCUUUGAGCCUUACACGAGCAACAUCUACACCCGGCGUGUACUUGCUGGUGAAUUCCAGGUCGUCUGUCCUUGGCUCCUCCGUGAACUCGUUGACCUUGGCCUCUGGGAUGACAAUAUGAAGAAUAUGAUCAUUGCGCACAAUGGCUCCGUCCAAAAUAUACCCAACAUUCCUGACAACGUCAAGGCCAUCUACAAGACUGUGUGGGAGAUCAGCCAGAAGAAGGUCAUUGACCUCGCCGCCGAUCGUGGUGCCUUCAUUUGCCAGAGCCAGAGUCUCAACGUGCACUUGCAAUCUCCGACACUCGGUCAGCUAACGAGCAUGCACUUUUAUGGGUGGAGGAAGGGAUUGAAGACGGGCAUGUACUAUCUCCGGACACGGUCGGCGGCCCAGGCCAUCCAGUUCACCGUCGACCAGAGUGUUCUGAAAGAGGCGAAGGUGCAGAAGUCGCAAACGACACCUCCCUUGUCUCGCAACCUGACAUCCGCAGCACCUGUCGUCACCCCCGCUAAGACUGCUCUUAACGCUUUACCCACACCUGCUUCCUCAUCGUCUUCGUCGCCUACAGCGUCGCCCUCAGAUACCCCUGCCUCGUCAUCUGCAUCGUCAUCAUCAAUGUUGGAUGACCUCUUGAAGGAGGUUGCUGAAGAAAAUCCGGAGUAUGCAGCUGCGCUGAGACGCCAGAAGGAGCGCGAGUAUGAAGCCGAGAAACUUCUGUGCUCCCUGGAGAACAAAGACGCUUGUGUAAUGUGCUCCGGUUAA
This is a messenger RNA of Guyanagaster necrorhizus, 2607 nucleotides long. RefSeq lists its product as uncharacterized. Gene Ontology annotation, molecular function: ribonucleoside-diphosphate reductase activity, thioredoxin disulfide as acceptor; ATP binding. Lineage: Eukaryota; Fungi; Basidiomycota; Agaricomycetes; Agaricales; Physalacriaceae. Bases 1 to 2607 code for a protein of 868 amino acids. The record is from RefSeq and is a predicted model, not a curated record. Gene Ontology annotation, cellular component: ribonucleoside-diphosphate reductase complex. Gene Ontology annotation, biological process: deoxyribonucleotide biosynthetic process. The transcript has 11 exons.